Molecule: messenger RNA, 2100 nt
Organism: Adineta steineri
Lineage: Eukaryota; Metazoa; Rotifera; Eurotatoria; Adinetida; Adinetidae
Source: the annotation of a GenBank genome assembly
AUGAAUCCUUCAAAUGAAUCGGACAAAUAUCUUCAUUCAACACAUGAACAUUCUUUUCCCAAUCAAAAAUAUAUGUUAUCAUCUUCUCAUAGUCCAACAUCAUAUCAAUAUCCAUUGAACACUACUAAUCCUCUCAUAUCAGAUGAUUCCGGAAAUGAAUCAACAACAAAUUUUCAUAAAAAAUCCAAUCAACAUUUUGUUGUUGUAGCAAUUGAUUUUGGUACAACAUAUAGUGGUUAUGCAUUUGCAUUUACACGAGAUAUUGAUUCAAUUUUAAUGAUGCGAAAAGUUGAUGGAAAUGAUCCCGGUGUAAUUAAUCAAAAAACGCCAACAACAAUUUUAUUAACACCAAAUUUAGAAUUUCAUUCAUUUGGUUUUUUUGCAAGAGAUUAUUUUCAUGAUCUCGAUCCAGAUGAAGCAAAACGAUGGUUAUUUUUUGAAAAAUUUAAAAUGCAUCUUCAUUAUGUACAAGACCUUAAUACACAAACAUUAAUUACUGCAAGUAAUGGUCGUAAAGUUCCUGCAUUAACAAUAUUUACUUAUGCUUUACAAUAUUUUAAAGAACAUGCUUUACGUGAACUCUCAGAUCAAUCAGGAACAAGAUUUGUUAAUGAAGAUGUUCGAUGGGUUAUUACAGUACCUGCUAUAUGGAAACAAUCAGCUAAACAAUUUAUGCGUGAAUCAGCUUAUCAAGCUGGUAUUGCAUCAAGAGAAUUUCCUGAACAAUUACUUAUUGCUUUAGAACCCGAAGCAGCAUCAAUAUAUAUACGUAAACUUCGAAUGCAUCAAUUUGUUUCUGAUGACACACCUUCCUAUUCUCGUAAUUCAAUCAGACAUGAACAUGGUCUAUUAUCAUCGUCAAUUUCCAAUCAAUCAUCACCAAUUUUUUUCGAUUCUGAUAAAUUAUCAACUGAACACAGUGAAUAUCAUACAAAUACUCAAACAUUUGAAGUUGUUCUUGAUAUUGGUACACGUUAUAUUGUUGUUGAUUGUGGUGGUGGUACUGUAGAUAUGACUGUUCAUGAAUUAGAUAAUAAAAUGGGAACAUUAAAAGAAUUAUAUAAAGCAACUGGAGGACCCUAUGGAUCAGUUGGUGUUGAUCAAGAAUUUGAAAAAUUAAUGAGUUCAAUAUUUGGUAAAGAAUUAAUCGAAGAUUUUAAAAUUAAACGACCGGCUGGUUAUGUUGAUUUAAUGAUUGCAUUUGAAGCACGAAAACGUACAGCUAGUCCAUUUAAAAAUAGUCCAUCGAAUAUUUCAUUACCAUUUUCAUUUAUUGAUUUUUAUAAGAAAAAAAAAGGUUCAGCAAUUGAAUCUGCUAUUCGUCGUUUUAAUGAUCCAGAUAUAAAAUGGUCAACACAAGGCAUGAUGAGAUUAUCAUCGGAAGCAAUGAAACGACUUUUUCAUCCAACAGUUGAGAAAAUCAAAAGUACAAUUGGUGAUGUUUUAAAUAGUCCAGAUGUCAAGGGUAUUCACUAUCUUUUUCUUGUUGGUGGUUUUGCUGAAUCGCCUAUACUUCAACAUGAAAUUCGUCGUGCUUUUUCAUCUAUUCUUAAAGUGAUCAUACCUCAAGAUGUUUCAUUAACUAUAUUAAAAGGUGCUGUUCUAUUCGGCCUUGAUCCAACUAUUGUUAAUGUCCGUCGUUCACGUUUAACCUAUGGAGUUUCUGUACUUAAUCGUUAUGUUUCCGAUUAUCAUCCACCUGAAAAGAAAAUUGUUAAAGAUAAUAUUGAAUGGUGUGCUGAUAUAUUUGAUAAAUUCGUUCUUGUUGAUCAAUCAAUUGGUCUUGGUGAUACAGUUGUAAGAAAAUAUACACCAGCAAGACAUAAUCAAGCACAAUGUAUCAUUUCAUUUUAUUGUUCCGAAUCAGAUAAACCAAUGCUUGUUACAGAUACGGGUUUUUUUUUUGAAUUAUUAUUAUUAGGUACACUCGUUCUUGAUAUGUUUCAUGAUGGUUUUCCAUUAAAUUCUUCGACAUUAAAAGAUCGUCGACGUGAAAUUCAAACACGUAUGGUUUUUGGUGAUACUGAAAUAAAAGUGAGCGCAUUGGAUGUUACAACAGGCAAAUGUGUUCGAGCAACAAUUGAUUUUUUAAAUAAAUAA